GAGUUAACAAGGACAGAGGCCAAGAUAUAGCAGCAGAGAUGGUGAACUGGGUGGAAGCACAGAAGCCUCUCUUGCACUGGCUGGCGCGGAGGGCCGGCCUCCGGCAGCAGACCGUCGAGCUGGAGCCCGGCACCGUCAUAAGCUUCUGGGUUCCCAAGGCGAACGUAACCACCAAGAAGAAGAGCUGUGUCUGUAACAGUAGGAAGGAGGAGAAGAAGAAGAAUAAGCCGGCGGUGGUGCUGGUGCAUGGCUUCGCAACGGACGGGAUCGUGACAUGGCAAUUCCAGGUUGGAUCCCUGGCGGACCGAUACGACGUCUACGUGCCGGACCUGUUCUUCUUCGGCGGGUCGGCGACCAACUUUCCGGACCGCUCGCCGGAGUUCCAGGCCGACUGCCUGGCGGCCGCGCUGGGCCGCCUCGGCGUGCAGCAGUGCACCGUCGUGGGGUUCAGCUACGGCGGCGUGGUGUCGUUCAAGAUGGCGGAGAGGUGGCCCGACCUGGUGCGCUACCUGGUCGUCUCGGGCUCCACGUUCGCCAUGACCGAUUCACUCAGCAGUGCGACGCACAAGAGGCUCGGCGUCUCGUCCUCGGCCGAGCUCCUUCUCCCGGAGUCCGUCGAGGGACUCAAAGCACUUCUUUCUGCGGCAACUUAUAAGAAGCUCUGGUUACCAGACUGCUUUCACAAGGACUUCCUUGAGGUGAUGUUCACGAACAGGAAGGAGAGGGCGGAGAUGUUGGAGGCGUUGGUGAUCAGCAGCCAGGAAGCCAGCGUCCCUCAUCUCCAGCAGGAGAGGAUACUUCUACUGUGGGGAGAGAAUGACAAAAUAUUCAACCUAGAGCAUGCUAAGAACAUCAAAGAGCAACUGGGAGAGAAGGCCACCCUAAAAAUCAUAAAGAAAGCAGGCCACCUUGUUCACUUAGAGAGACCCUGCAUUUACAACAGGUGUUUGAAGGAGUUCCUUGUGCUUGUCCAUCCUGAGGUCAGCCAGAAGUGAUCAACUUCACCCACAUCCAUAUUUCUACUCGAGGAUCAUGGACAUGGGUCACAUUAUAUUAGAUUGAUGAUGAAGCUCCUCUUCAGCCUCAAGGUUAUUGCAGAAACCGCUUUAUAAUUUACAUGCAUAUAGUUCACAAUAUAUGCAAAUUACAGAGGAAUGUGAGGUGAAGUGCGUCUUUGUCGCAUCGUUCAUCCAAAAUACUCUCGCUCUCCUUUGUAUACUUUAUAUAAUUCGAAAUAAUAAAUACAUGUCACUGUCUCAA
Messenger RNA from Musa acuminata AAA Group (dessert banana), 1260 nucleotides. RefSeq lists its product as uncharacterized. Lineage: Eukaryota; Viridiplantae; Streptophyta; Magnoliopsida; Zingiberales; Musaceae. The transcript has 4 exons. The record is from RefSeq and is a predicted model, not a curated record. Bases 39 to 995 code for a protein of 318 amino acids.